Molecule: messenger RNA, 1225 nt
Organism: Linum tenue
Lineage: Eukaryota; Viridiplantae; Streptophyta; Magnoliopsida; Malpighiales; Linaceae
Source: the annotation of a GenBank genome assembly
CGGCAAUGCACAAAUUAUACAAUAUUCUUGGUUCCUCCUAAUUUCUUAUAAUUAAUCUCAUUGUUUAUUCCAACCCAAUUAUAUUGAUUGUGUUUAUCAAACUAGUUCCAUAUCCAAAAGUUCACUUUUAUUCUUUUUUACCCUGAACAUUGUGAUUCUUAAAAUUGUUAAUUGUCACGAUCGAAUCAGAACGUUGGCUCCCCAUUUGUUUGAGUACAGGAAGAAGGUUCGAUAGAUCUUUUCAAAUGGAUCAGUUAUCGUUUAUUAGUGAAGAAGCAGCUGAGAUUGAUGGACAAAUUACAGAUAUUUUUCGAACUCUAUCAAAUGGAUUCCAAAAGUUGGAGAAAGUUAAAGAUGCCAAUAGGAAAAGCAGGCAAUUGGAGGAGCUUACGGAUAAGAUGAGAGAAUGUAAAAGCCUCAUCAAGGAGUUUGACAGAGAAGUGAAGAGUUUGGAAAGCAGAACUGAUGCUGUGACAAAUAGAAUGCUAAGUGAGAAAAAACAGGCAAUGAUUAAGGAGUUAAAUUCUUAUGUUGCUCUGAAGAAGCAACAUAAUACUAAUCUUGAGAAGAAGAAAAUUGAUCUGUUUGAUGGGCCUAAUGAAGGGUUUCAUGAAGACAAUGUACUACUUGCUUCAACCAUGACAAAUGAACAACUAAUGGACCAUGGAAAUAAAAUGAUGGAUGAGACAGAUCAAGCAAUUGAAAGAGGCAGAAAAGUGGUUCAAGAAACCAUCAAUGUUGGAACAGAAACUGCUGCUUCUCUUAAAGCUCAAACGGAACAAAUGAGUAUGAUAGUCAACGAGUUGGAUUCCAUCCAUUUUUCAAUGAAGAGAGCUUCAAAAUUGGUGAAGGAAAUCGGUAGGCAGGUUGCAACUGACAAACUUAUUAUGGCAAUGCUCUUUCUUAUUGUCAUGGGAGUAGUCCUAAUCAUCAUCAUUAAGCUCGUGAAUCCCAAUAACAAGGAUAUCUCAGACAUUCCUGGGUUGCCUCCACCCGCACAAUCCCGCAAGUUGCUUUGGCAUACAAAUUAACUAACCAGAAAAAGGUUGUUGCGAUUGGAUCAAGAACGUGACCAUGACAAAUGAAUGGCUUUCUUUUCUGGAUACAUUGUCUAGGGUUUUAUUUCUAUGAUUACAUUGUCUAGGACGAUUUGAAGGUACAAAAUCCAUCAUGCUCGAGUUGAUUAUACUUAGUUGUGCCAAUUAAAAUAAAUCUCAUUAAGCAG